Molecule: messenger RNA, 2204 nt
Organism: Procambarus clarkii (red swamp crayfish)
Lineage: Eukaryota; Metazoa; Arthropoda; Malacostraca; Decapoda; Cambaridae
Gene: nvd
Product: cholesterol 7-desaturase nvd
Biological process (GO): cholesterol metabolic process
Molecular function (GO): oxidoreductase activity; 2 iron, 2 sulfur cluster binding
Source: RefSeq, a predicted model, not a curated record
CAAUACACUCGUGCUGAUGAAUAAGGUGUCCCUGACACCACCAGAGAUAAACCUGGAGUAUGUACUACUACUGCUCCGCGCAACCACUCGCUCUCUGGGUGUCAACCUGCAAGGUUCCUGUCUCUCUCUCUCUGUCUUCCCCUCUCGUGGCCAGAAGGACCAUGAUAGUAGAGACGGUAUUGUCGUGGGUCUCCAGCUACAGCUUGGAGACCAACACGACGGUGCUGGCGUCCGUGUCGUCACUGGUGGCGGGUCCCCGGCUGGAGGACUACUGGAAGCAGGCCGGCAACCUGCUUGAGGGAAGCCUCAGCCACGGCUUUCCUUGGACGCUCUUCACUUACCUCACUCUGGCUGUCAUCACCUUCUUCGUCUACCGGCUUGCCUUCUCACCUCUUGACAGGUUUCGGGAUAUGAUUGACGUGGGCUGGGGGUGCUUGGGAGGAGAUGGGAGGGCGCCCCUGACGGAGAAGAUCAGGGAGGUGCAGAGGCUGAGGAAGACAGGUAACCUGCCGCCCGUCUACCCCAACGGCUGGUUCGCCGUCAUAGAGUCCAGACAGCUCGCCAGGGCUCAGGUGGUGCCAGUGCAGAUGUUCGGGGAGACGCUGGCGGUGUUCCGGGGCGAGGAUGGGUCUGCCCACGUCACUGACGCCUACUGCCCGCACAUCGGUGCCAACAUGGCGGUGGGUGGUGUGGUCAAGGGGGACUGUCUCGAGUGCCCCUUCCAUGGCUGGCUGUUCAGGGGCUCUGAUGGCGCCUGCGUCCACAUUCCCUACUCUGCCAAAGUACCUAAGACGGCUCGGGUGAAGCGGUGGGAGAGCCAAGAAGUGAAUGGAUUCGUCUUCGUGUGGCACGACGCUGAGGGCCGCCCGCCGAUGUGGCACUUACCAGAGGUCCAGCAGAUCACCGACGGCUCCUGGAUCUUCCGCGGCCGCACUGUUCAUCAUAUCCUCGCUCACAUCCAGGAGAUACCCGAGAACGGCGCUGACCUGGCUCACCUGGGCCACCUGCAUGUGCCUAGUGUCUUCAAGGGCUCUGAUCUGAGAUACGUCUUUGCAAACAGCCAGUUGUUUGACUUCGCCAAACACACGUGGAGAGGCGAGUGGCAAGUGCGGCCGGCGCCGGAGUCCCACACGGCGGACCUCAAAGUCACCCACGCCUUCUCUCUCUUCGGCGGCAAGUUCAAACUCUUCACAAUGGUCGUCAAGGCGGAGCAGAUUGGACCUGGUGUGGUGCACCUGCACUUUAACACGGGUCUGGGCUCCGGAGUGCUUGUCCAGACCGUCACACCGAUGGAGCCGCUCAGACAGAGAGUCGUCCACCAGUUCUUCUCCUCCAGAACCUUCAUCGCACCCUAUGCCAAGUUCGUCCUCUUAUCGGAGGCCCGCCACUUUGAGCGCGAUAUAAUGAUCUGGAACAACAAGCAAUACUUGUCACAUCCACUGUUGGUGUCUGAGGACCGUCUCAUUCUUAGAUUUCGUCGAUGGUAUACCCAGUUUUACUCUGAAAAUAGUCCCAAAUUUACCUUCAAGAAGGAAAGCAUGGAUUGGUAAUUUAGGAUUGAAAAGUAACCGGGCGCAAAGUAUAAUAUAAAAGGGAAUUUAAGGAUGUAAAUCUAAAGGGUCAUUUAUAAUGGACAGUAUGGAUGGAAACAAACAAAUUCGGAAAAGUAACCUGGGAUUACAACAUCGAAUUAAUAUUUUGGACGGAAGUUGAUCUAUCAAAGCCGGAUAUCCGGAAUUUUAAAUGGACCCAUUGUGGAUCUUAAUUUACACUGUAAGCUGAACCAUCUGCAAUGGAAAACCUUAAAGGAAAAUUUUGGAAUGGAAACAGUCCUAGAUGGAACGUUAGUGUAUGACAGAAAAAAACAAAAGCCAAUCCGGAUUUGAAUGUAGAAUGUAAACAGAUCAGUAAGGAAGGAUAGCCUAUAAUGACAAUUAAGGAUGUAAGGAAACCCACCAAAUGAUUAACAGUGUUGCCUGUUACAUGUAUGUGUACUCCUCUAUUUGUGCUUGCAGGAUCGAUCUUUAGCUCUUGGUCCCCCUCCUCUCCAGGCACCAGUUGUCUUAUCCAUAAACUAUACAUAUUUUUCUGUCAAAUCUACUUUGAUAUUAUGAAUGACGUUCGCUUCUACAACCUGCAUUUAUUUAUUUCUAUUUUCCUUCAACUUAUAUGCUGAAAAGAAUUUAGGAUCUUUAUGAGUCAUC